AUGCCAAAGGAAAAAUAUGAUCCUCCAGAUCCUCGCAGAAUAUAUACCAUCAUGUCAGCAGAAGAGGUAGCCAAUGGGAAGAAGUCCCACUGGGCAGAGUUGGAAAUCUCGGGUAGAGUGCGCAAUUUAAGUACAUCACUUUGGUCAUUAACCCACUUGACUGCUCUCCACCUCAAUGACAACUAUUUGACUCGCAUUCCACCUGAUAUUGCCAAGCUUCAUAAUCUGGUUUACCUGGAUCUCUCAUCCAACAAACUCCGAAGUUUACCAGCAGAACUAGGAAACAUGGUUUCUCUCAGGGAAUUGCUUUUAAACAACAAUUUGUUACGAGUUUUGCCUUAUGAACUUGGACGGCUCUUCCAGCUACAAACCCUUGGACUGAAAGGCAAUCCUUUAUCACAAGAUAUUCUCAGCCUGUACCAGGAUUCAGAUGGGACACGUAAAUUGUUGAACUACAUGCUUGACAAUCUAGCAGUUCAUCCAGAGCAGCUGCCUCCAAGGCCAUGGAUUACAUUAAAAGAGCGAGACCAAAUUCUGCCCUCAGCUUCGUUUACUGUCAUGUGCUACAAUGUAUUGUGUGAUAAAUACGCUACCCGACAGCUCUAUGGCUACUGUCCUUCCUGGGCUCUAAACUGGGAAUAUAGAAAAAAGGGAAUCAUGGAAGAAAUUGUGAACUGGGAUGCAGAUAUCAUUAGUCUUCAGUCACCGUGUCGCAUUCCCUUCCAGGAAGUGGAAACUGAGCAAUACUUCACCCUCUUUCUGCCAGCAUUAAAAGAGCGUGGAUACGACGGAUUUUUUUCUCCAAAGUCACGUGCCAAAAUCAUGUCUGAGCAGGAGCGAAAACAUGUGGACGGUUGUGCAAUAUUCUUCAAAAUGGACAAGUUCACACUGGUGCAGAAGCACACAGUCGAGUUCAACCAAGUGGCGAUGGCCAACUCAGAAGGGUCCGAAGCGAUGCUGAAUCGAGUUAUGACAAAGGACAACAUCGGAGUUGCAGUUGUGUUAGAGGUGCACAAGGAACUGUUUGGGGCAGGUAUGAAACCACUUCAUACAGUGGACAGCCAGCUGCUUAUAAUAGCAAAUGCCCAUAUGCAUUGGGACCCUGAAUAUUCAGAUGUAAAGCUUGUCCAGACGAUGAUGUUUGUCUCCGAACUUAAAAAUAUUCUUGAGAAAGCCUCUGAUCAGCCUGGAAGCCCAACAGCAGACACAAAUUCCAUUCCUCUGGUGCUGUGUGCAGAUCUCAAUUCACUGCCUGAUUCAGGUGUUGUGGAAUACUUAAGCAAUGGAAUAGUGGCCGACAACCACAAAGACUUCAAGGAGCUGCGUUAUAAUGAGUGUCUCAUGAACUUCAGUGGCAAUGGAAAGAAUGGGGCUUCUGAAGGAAGAAUCACCCAUGGUUUCCAACUCAAGAGCGCCUAUGAAAACAACUUGAUGCCUUAUACUAAUUACACUUUUGAUUUCAAGGGUGUAAUUGACUAUAUUUUUUAUUCCAACACUCACAUGAAUGUGCUUGGUGUCCUGGGGCCUUUGGAUCCUCACUGGCUGGUUGAGAACAACAUCACGGGGUGUCCCCACCCUCACAUCCCUUCCGACCACUUCUCACUGUUGACUCAGCUUGAGCUCCACCCUCCAUUCCUGCCUCCGAUCAACGGCAUCCAUUUGCCAAGCAGGAGGUAGUGC
Messenger RNA from Protobothrops mucrosquamatus (brown spotted pit viper), 1680 nucleotides. RefSeq names its product CCR4-NOT transcription complex subunit 6 like (gene CNOT6L). Gene Ontology annotation, cellular component: cytoplasm; nucleus; CCR4-NOT complex. The transcript has 11 exons. Bases 1 to 1677 code for a protein of 558 amino acids. Gene Ontology annotation, biological process: nuclear-transcribed mRNA poly(A) tail shortening. Gene Ontology annotation, molecular function: protein binding; poly(A)-specific ribonuclease activity. Lineage: Eukaryota; Metazoa; Chordata; Lepidosauria; Squamata; Viperidae. The record is from RefSeq and is a predicted model, not a curated record.